GAGAGAGAGCUCGCGCCGGGGGGAGAGGGAGGCAGCGCGCGAACGAGCGCGAGAGGCCGGACGAAGGGAGGAGGAGGAGGGGGGCCGCCGCCGCCGCCGCGCGUGCGCCCCCUGAGAGAAGGGAGGAGGAGGAGGAGCGGUUUCCCAAGUGUUGUGUUUCACAUUAUGGACUGAAACAACUCCAACCAGGCUUCGUUGCGAAGGAAGAAAAAACACGCAGCUGUAAUAGCUUGACCACAGACGAGAUAAUCCACAACAGGGUAAAUGAGUCAGAAUGGAUCAGGAAGGUGGGGGUGACUUCCAGAAAACCCCUAACUUCCAGUGGAGAAACUACAAGCUCAUCGUUGACCCAGUGCUCAAGCGGGCCCCGCACAAGGUCUACCGCUAUGAUGGAGUACAUUUCAGCACUAAUGAUUCGGGCCACGCUCCUGUGGGUGAUGUGCGGGAUCCUAGACGCAGGAUAUGGUCCAAGAACAGAGACAUUUCCCUCCCUGUCCCGAAGUUUAAGCUGGAUGAGUUCUAUGUGGGUCAGAUCCCUCUGAAGGAGGUGACCUUUGCCCGGCUCAAUGACAACAUCAAGGAGCCUUUCCUGGCGGACAUGUGCAAAAAGUAUGGAGACAUUGAGGAGAUUGAGAUCCUCUACAAUCCGAAGAACCGCAAGCACCUGGGCCUGGCCAAGGUGCUCUUCACCAGCACAAGGGGAGCCAAGGAAACAGUCAAGAACCUGCACAACACUUCGGUCAUGGGCAACAUCAUACAUGCUCAGCUCGACAUCAAAGGUCAGCAGCGAAUGAAGUAUUAUGAACUGAUUGUGAAUGGCUCCUAUACACCCCAGACUGUCCCCACUGGAGGCAAAACACUCAAUGAGAAGUUCCCAGCAGACUCGUCAGAGUCCCGAAGGCGCCACUCGACAGACUCCUCCUACCCUAGUAACACAAUGCCUUCAACGCCUGGCAAUGGCACACCUUCCUCUCAGGACACUCCAUAUUCCAGUGGUAGGCAGGAUACGCCUUCUUCGUAUGGCCAGUACACGCCACAGUCUUCCCAGGGGACUCCAUACACUCCCCGGGGAGGGACGCCAUAUUCUCAAGAUUCUGCUUACUCCAGCAGGCAAGGGACUCCAGGCUAUUCUAGUUACCAGCCAGAGUCAACAUCGUACAAAUCCCGCCGACAUGAGAACAGCUUUCCAGACUCAUACUCGCGUCGGCAUUAUUCUUCUUCGUCCUCUUCGUCCUCGUCCUCCUCUUCUUCCUCCUCCUCCUCCCACUUCCGUAGCAAUGACCAUCACUACCCUCCCUACAAUCAGCAGUUUGACAGUGGCAGCAGUGGCAGCAGUGCUGCUACAAUCAGCAGCAGCAGCCGGUACCAACGCCUCUCAUCCACCUCAGAAGGGCGCCCAUCUUCUUCCACCCCCUCCUCCUCCUCCUCCUCCUCCACUCAUCGCUCCCACCAAAGAGAGGACUCUGGCUUCCAUUCCCGGCACAGGGAGCGCUCCCAGAGGGAUGAGGCGACUCCUUCCUCCACCGUCAGCACCCCCACGGUCACCACCCCCUCCUCCUCUUCAUCGUCUGUGGCCACCCCAGCCCCAGAUAGUGCUCAAUUCCAGAACAGCCACAGCUUCACUCAGCAGAGUGCAGAGCCAUUUCCAGCACCCAGCGUUCUCUACCCACCAUACACAGCCACUCCGGAGCCUUUCCCCCUUCCUGUGGAACCCCUUCCUGUGGACCAGGACUACCGGCUGCUCCCCACAGCCGAGACUUUUGCUGCCAACUCCUUGCCUCCCACCGAAUUUCUUGCUCAGGAAACUAAAGAGAACACCAGCCCAGCAGUGGCAACUGUUCCAGGGGCCGAUGACCGGUCCCAUUCCCCUGCUGUGCAGACCUCGCCAGCCCGGUCUGGCUCCCCCGUGCCUGAAACUACCAACGAGAGCGUCCCUUUCACUCAGCACAGCAGCUUGGACUCCCGCAUCGAGAUGCUGCUCAAGGAGCAAAGGUCCAAGUUCUCUUUCCUCAUUUUGGACACGGAAGAGGAAGACGAGGAGAAGGGAGGGCCCAAAGGAGUGGAACCACACGGGCCCUGCACUCCACCGCCUCCCCUACCUGUCAGUUUUGAAGAUGUGGUGCCAGCGCUGGACAUGGGAUCAGGAGCAGAAUCUCCCAAAGCCAAUGGACAAGAUAGAGCAUCUCAACAAUCUUCAGGUGAAGACAUGGAAAUCUCUGAAGAUGAAGCAGAGGUUGAGCCCCCAACUCCUGUGGCAGGGGUGUCUGAACCCCAUUUUUCUGUGAUGCCGUCAGCCCUGGGCCACAUGCAACUGGGUGUGUCCUCUUUUACCCCCCACCACCGACCAGAGCCUCCCCCCACCUACCCAAUACAGCCUCUCAUGUCUGUCUCCCUCCCGCACCUGGCGGGCAAGACGCACUCACUCUCCAACUAUGGCCAGGUUGGCCCACGGCAUGCUCACCGCCUCUCAGACUUCAGAGGACGUGCAGGGGUGGUGGGCGGAGGCCGGGGUGCCCCCCACAUCUACGACUUCGUGAACUCCAUGGAGCUGAUGAACCGGCUGGGCAACCAGUGGGGCGGGAUGCCCAUGUCCUUCCAGAUGCAGACGCAGAUGCUAAGCCGCCUGCAGCAGCUGCGUCAGAGCAAAGGCCAGUUUGAGGACCCUUUCCCCUACCACCGGGAGGCGGCUUCUUUCUGCGGCCGCCCCCUCUAUGGCCACGGCUAUCUACUGGACCAGGCUAACCGCCACUUCCAGAGAGACCAGCUGUUCAUGCAGCAGCCGUCAGCAGUGGGGGCCUCAGAUCAGCAGCAGCAGCAGCAGCAUUCCUCGGAGCAACCUCCUCUGCCACCCCCACAGCGCCUCCUUGAUUUCCGGGCCUCCCCAUGGGGAUACCAAGAGGAAGUGGCUCCACCCCCACCUCUUCCCAAGGACCCCCAUGCCUCCGUAGUGGACAGCGUCCUUGAGACACUCAUGCAGGAGAUGAAGAGCAUCAUGCAGCGUGACCUCAACCGCAAGAUGGUGGAGAACGUGGCUUUCAACACCUUUGACAAGUGGUGGGAGCGCAAGGAGGAGAAGGCCAAGCCUUUCCAGAGUACUGUCAAGCAGCCAGUCAAGGAAGAGGAGAAAGACAAGACAAAGCUGAAAGACCCUGCCCUGCUGUCCCUGGUUGACUGGGCCAAGAGUGGCGGCACUGGUGGCCUGGAAGCGUUUGGCUUUGGGACUGGUUUUCGAGGAGUUCUGGGACUCCCAUCCUUCAAGGUGAAAAGGAAAGAGCCAUCCGAAAUCUCGGAGGACAGCGAAGUGAAGCAGCCACGCCCAUCUACUCUUGCUGAAGAGGAUGAGGAAGAUAAGGAUUCCUCACAGGUACCAAAAAGCUCCAAGAGGGAUGAUGAACGGAUCAAAGGGCCGGGGAAAAGGCGGAAACUUUUCUGCCUGGAUAGUGAAGGAGAGGAAGCAUCUGAGGAUUCAUCCUCUGAGAAGGAGGAGGAGGAGGAGGAGCGGAGGGAGGAAGGUGAAGGUUCUAGGGAGCGCGGCACGAAGAAGGAGGAAUCUGAAGAUGAAGGUGAGAGCGAUGGCUCCUCCAAGUAUUCUCUCUAUGACGAGUCUGAUGAGGACAGCGACAGCACUUCUGAUUCAGAGAGCAGCUCUUCGUCUUCCUCUUCCUUGUCCUCAUCUUCAUCUGAUGAGGAGGAAGCUGAGAGCAUGGAGGAAAUGGACGAAUCUACCAUGGACAGCUGCCGCACCGAGCCACUGAGAGGCCUGGAAGAGAGAAUGCGUCAAACCACAGAUGCUGAGCUUGACAAGAAGAAAACAGAAGCAGGCCUGCUCCAAGGCCAUGUGGCAGAAGGGAAGCCUGCUCCUCUGAAGGAUGGAAUCCUGGCCCCGCAUCUAGAGGAGAAGGAUGUUGGGAUGGCGCCAGAAGAGCGACCCAGGCCAGAAGAGCGACCUUCCUCACCUAUCCCACUACUGCCACCACCCAAGAAGCGCCGGAAAACAGUCUCCUUCUCAUCUCCUGGUGAGGAUGACGAGAUCAAGGCGGCAUUUGAGAAGCCACUGGAACCGGCUCCUUCAACGCUUCUGCCUCCGCCACCUCCUCUUCCACCACCUCCGCCGCCUGUCCCCACAGAGGUAGCACAGGCCCCCUUAGUGCCUGUAGAACCCAUGUUACCAUCCCAAGUGCCCUUAACCUCAGAAGCCCCAGCUCCAGUUGCCUCUCCUCUGCCUCCUGCAGCGCCCCCUCCCAAGGCAGCAGCCCCUGCCAGCCGCAAGAGGGAGCCCCCCAAAGCCAACCAAAGAACAAUCAGCAACCUGCCGGCUGACCACGCUUCCCUGGUGAAGUGUUGGACGGACGAGCUGCUUCCGGCCGGCCGGUCCCGGAGCCGCUCCCGCUCCCGGAGCUCAGAGCCCCCACGGGCGCCGCAGCCCCCUGGAGAGGACAGGCUGCACCUGCGCGAGCGGAUGGGCGCUUCCUCGCUGCUGGAGCUGGCGAAUCAACCCAACCUGGCCGUGCUGGCGGACGUGGCGCUGAAGAUGCCCGGCGCAGGCAGUGAAGACUCUGAGGAGACGGAGACCUCCGACGAGGCCGAGGAGCCCAAGGCCAUGCCGCCGGUGCCUGCGCUGCCCCCGGAAGUCAGCAGCAUUCUGAUGGAGCAUAACUACGCCAUGGCUGUCCGCACAGCACCUGCCUCCCGCAAAGCUGACGAGGCGGUGUUGUCUGGCGCCGCCGACCUGCCACGCGUGGAUUUGUACAGCGAGCAUAUUGGCGAGGUCCUGGAGGCGCCUGAGGAGGUUGUGGCUGAUGCCAGCGAGGUCAAAGCUGAGCCUGACGUGGGUGACCUGGUAUCGCUGCCCCCUCCUCCGCCAGCUGAGAAGCCCAAGGCAGCCGUUCCGCAGCAGCAGCAGCAGCAACCACCACCACCACCACCACCCCAGACCAAGAAGCAGCCCCAGUGGCUCAAGGAAGAGGCCCUAAAGGACCUAGGGACCUUGCACUUUGGGCCUGAGGACCUGUUCCCUUCAGAGAGUGAAGAGGAGGAGGAAGAGGAGGAGGAGAGUGCCGACAGCAGCGACGAAGGGGAGAUCCGCAGGCGCUCCCUGCGCUCCCACUCACACAAACAUGCCCCUGCUCAGCCGCCUCCGCUGCCCCUGGCCUUUGAGACACGCAGUGAGUUUGAGCAGAUGACAAUCUUGUAUGACAUCUGGAACUCAGGGCUAGACCUGGAGGACAUGAAGUACCUGCGGCUGACGUACGAGCGCCUGCUGCACGAGGACAACAGCACGGACUGGCUGAACGAUACCCACUGGGUCCACCACACCAUCACAAACAUUGCGAACCCCAAGCGGAAGCGGAAGUCGUCAGACCUGCGGGAGCACCAGACAGGCUGUGCCCGCAGUGAGGGCUAUUACCAUAUCAGCAAGAAAGAGAAGGACAAGUACCUCGACGUCUGCCCGGCCACCGUGCAGCAGCUUGAUGCUGCUGAUGUACAGGGCACCAACCGCAUCCUGUCUGAACGGCGAUCUGAGCAAAGGCGCCUGCUCAGUGCCAUUGGCUCCUCCGCCAUAUUGGACAGCGACCUUCUGAAACUAAACCAGCUGAAGUUCCGCAAGAAGAAGCUACGCUUUGGUCGGAGUCGAAUUCAUGAAUGGGGCCUCUUUGCCAUGGAGCCAAUUGCUGCUGAUGAGAUGGAUGAGUAUGUGGGUCAAAACAUCCGGCAGGUGGUGGCUGACAUGCGCGAGAAGCGGUAUGCACAAGAGGGCAUUGGGAGCAGCUACCUUUUCCGUGUGGACCACGACACAAUAAUUGACGCCACCAAAUGUGGCAACCUAGCCCGCUUCAUCAACCACUGCUGCACGCCCAACUGCUAUGCCAAAGUCAUCACCAUAGAAUCCCAGAAGAAGAUUGUCAUCUAUUCCAAGCAGCCCAUCAGCAUCAACGAGGAGAUCACUUACGACUACAAGUUCCCGAUUGAGGAGAACAAGAUUCCUUGCCUGUGUGGCACAGAGAACUGCCGGGGCACCCUGAACUGAGACAUAACCCUGGCGUUCGUAUUUAUUUUGUUUCCCCAGCCCUAACUUCGCCUCUUACCCGUAGUUCAGCUCUUCUCCCCACAGAGUUGUGGGGAAACUCUCAGUCGCCUUAAGACCCAUCCAUACACCUUUUAAAGUUCCCAGCCAAUGAGAAAGCACUUCCCUUGCCUCAGGUUCGAAUCAACAAGAAGUUCCUUUUUCUUCCCCCAGCCAGGCUGGUGAUAGUUUAUUUUCAGGUGUUGCUGUCAUUUUUGCUCCAGCCUCCCAACACAUUCCUGGGGAAACCAGUUAACAAAACUCCUGUAGAUUCUGACCCUUUGCAGAGGUCAAAUAUCCUUCCCUUUCCAGCUUCAGACGGCUUGGAUAUUAGUGUGGUUAAUUCUGCAAGGCCCACCAGCUCUGUUGCUAAACUCAAGAGAAAGGCUUACAAUGUUGAGGAAAUCAGCAGGGUGGCUGUGGGGGUGGAAUUUCCCUUCUAGGUACCAUCUAUUUCAGGUUAAGCAUCUCCAGCACCCAGCUGUCGAUUAGCAGGUUGGGAUCAGUGCCUCCUAUGAAACCUUUUGAGGCAGUGCAGUGCUUGAUGCCCCUGAGGGCACAUCUGCUAGAGCUAAGAGCUGCCCAGGCCCUUGAAAAUUAAGAUUGUGGAGCAUUUGUCCUCACAUUUCCAAAGGGUUGUGGGGG
Messenger RNA from Lacerta agilis (Sand lizard), 6709 nucleotides. It is a transcript of the gene SETD1A, whose product is annotated as SET domain containing 1A, histone lysine methyltransferase. The record is from RefSeq and is a predicted model, not a curated record. Gene Ontology annotation, molecular function: protein binding; RNA binding; histone H3K4 methyltransferase activity. NCBI's taxonomy places the organism in Eukaryota, Metazoa, Chordata, Lepidosauria, Squamata, Lacertidae. Gene Ontology annotation, cellular component: Set1C/COMPASS complex.